This is a messenger RNA of Diuraphis noxia (Russian wheat aphid), 1487 nucleotides long. RefSeq lists its product as uncharacterized. Gene Ontology annotation, biological process: mitochondrial protein catabolic process; mitophagy by internal vacuole formation. Gene Ontology annotation, cellular component: mitochondrial outer membrane. The record is from RefSeq and is a predicted model, not a curated record. NCBI's taxonomy places the organism in Eukaryota, Metazoa, Arthropoda, Insecta, Hemiptera, Aphididae.
CGGCUCUUCAAACACCCAGUCUCCGGAGAGUCUCUCACCUGACCAGUUUCGCCAGCGUGACAAGCCGCGCUCGUCGUCAACUGCCGCAGUGCGUCGUACCACACAGAACACGAACCACCGAGUUUGACCACGUUUAACCGCGUUCGCUUUUCGUACAACACUAUAAUAAUAUAUACCUGCCUACUAGUGCAGGUAACGCGGUGUACCUACUAAACUUAUACACACCCUUUUUAUAAUUACAUCGAACGAGUUACGYGCUUUUUGAAUUUUUUCCAAACCCGUUUAUUCAAAAGUCCGACUAUCCACACGGACGUUGCGCCGCGGUUUUUCUACACCUAGUUUCUGGCCGUCGCCACCAAGUGUUCCGGCCGAAAUCCGGAUAUCCGGAGUGUUAUGCGCGACGCGACAUGAACAGAUACUACGAAGCGUACCCGAAAAGUAGUGGAACCAUGCUGACCCUUCCGCCGCCGCCGCUGUCCGACCCAUCGGCCACGUGGAACUCGUACAGCUCGGAACCGGUCAAAGGGCUCGGCAACCGGAUUAAGCCAGACAGGAACCGUCAGGCGAUUAACGUGCAGAAGAUGCAGUGGCGCAACUCCAACUGGGUGGACGGGUUUCCGGAGCUAGUGGGCUCGAUGACCAUUGCGGACGUGAGCCCCAGAUUCGCGGUGAAACGCAUCCUGCUGCUGUACGAGAACGCUCAGUACAGGGAGGCGGCGAACUUCGUGAACCGUCUCAGUCACAAUACGUUCAAAGCGAUCCUCGACCAGCUGCCGAUCGACUUGUUCGUCGAAGCCAUGCCGCACAGCCUGUCCAUAUUGGAGGCGCUCUACGCCAAGGUAUUUCUAUCGUCCGACUGUGGCGUCAAGGUGCUCCGGCCCGACCACGUGCUCAUGCGGCUGGUAAAGCUGUUCACCGGCACCGCAGCGGGCGGCGCCGAUCGGUGGCUGGGCAGCACACGCAAGCUGCUCAAGGUGAUCGUGCUGUCCGACCCCAAGCUGCGGAAGGCGCUGCAAGUGCGUCGCCGGUCACUGGACAAGGCGGUCGAGGGACUCGGCCAGCACGGGCUGGUGGGCACCAGCGAUGAGACGCUCACCAACCUGCACGACGCACUCAAGGUGGAGUUCCAGAAGCUGGUGGACACGUACAAGGCGGCUCUGCUAAAGCUGGAAGAGCUCAGCCUGUCCGGUAAGCGGGACGGCGUGAGCAAGGGCCCGGCACCGGUGCAGGCGUCGCACCAGCGGCAACUGUCCCUGCAACAGUCCGACAUUCAGGAGCGGCUCAUCAAGAACAAGACGUUGCUGAACGUCGUCGAACCCGUACUGGAGAACAAGUCGAUGGCCAUACUAUUGACCAUACUCAAGCGCCGGGUGGAGUACGACAAAGACGCUCUGUUUCAGUUCACUCAACUCCGAAAAGAGCUCAAAGUUGAAUCGGAACACGUGGUGGCGCCUCUGCUCAUGAGAUACUCACACGCUUGCGAACAG